Tachyglossus aculeatus (Australian echidna) is the source of this 1855-nucleotide messenger RNA. RefSeq names its product phosphoribosyl pyrophosphate amidotransferase (gene PPAT). Gene Ontology annotation, biological process: purine nucleobase biosynthetic process; purine nucleotide biosynthetic process. NCBI's taxonomy places the organism in Eukaryota, Metazoa, Chordata, Mammalia, Monotremata, Tachyglossidae. The transcript has 12 exons. The record is from RefSeq and is a predicted model, not a curated record. Gene Ontology annotation, molecular function: amidophosphoribosyltransferase activity. Bases 44 to 1642 code for a protein of 532 amino acids.
CCCGCCACGUGCGGCGGCGGCGGCGGCGGCAUCAUCGUCCGCCAUGGAGCUGUGGGAGCUGGGCGUGGGCGAGGAGUGCGGCGUGUUCGGCUGCAUCGCGUCGGGGGGCUGGCCCUCGCAGCUCGACGUCCCCCAUGUCAUCACCCUCGGCCUCGUCGGCCUGCAGCACCGGGGCCAGGAGAGUGCUGGAAUUGUGACAAGUGAUGGACACACAGAGCCAACGUUCAAAAUUCAUAAAGGAAUGGGGCUAGUAAAUCACGUGUUUACUGAAGAUAAUGUGAAGAAGCUGUACGUCUCGAAUCUGGGAAUUGGCCACACGCGGUACUCCACUACCGGGAACUCGGAGCUAGAGAACUGUCAGCCUUUUGUGGUGGAAACCCUCCACGGGAAGAUUGCCGUGGCCCACAAUGGAGAGUUGAUAAAUGCUGUCCGCCUGAGGAAAAAGUUGCUGCGUUACGGCGUGGGGCUUUCCACGAGUUCCGACAGUGAGAUGAUCACCCAGCUUUUAGCGUACACGCCGCCUCAAGAACGCGAUGACACUCCAGACUGGGUGGCAAGGAUUAAAAACCUGAUGAAAGAGACGCCUACGUCGUACUCGCUGCUCAUUAUGCACAGAGACGUCAUUUACGCCGUGCGCGACCCUUACGGAAACCGUCCCCUCUGCAUCGGCCGUCUCAUUCCUGUAUCGGACAUAAAUGGAAGAGGUUUAUUCAGCGUUGCAGGCAGAUCCACACCUAAACCAUCCCGGACAGGAAAGAACAGCACCGAAACAGAGGGUUGGGUGGUGUCCUCUGAGUCCUGUAGCUUUCUGUCCAUUGGCGCAGUUUAUUACCGGGAAGUCUUACCUGGAGAGAUUGUGAAAAUUUCCAAAGACGAAGUUCAAACCCUGGAUACCGUAGAAAGAUCCCGAGGAGGCCCAGCAGCCUUUUGUAUCUUCGAAUAUGUUUAUUUCGCGAGACCGGACAGCAUGUUUGAAGACCAGAUGGUGUACACGGUUCGACAUCGGUGUGGCCAGCAGCUGGCCAUCGAAGCCCCCGUGGAUGCAGACCUGGUCAGCACGGUCCCCGAGUCCGCCACUCCGGCUGCGCUCGGCUAUGCAGGAAAGUGUGGCUUACCCUAUGUAGAAGUGCUGUGUAAAAACCGCUAUGUAGGGAGAACCUUCAUCCAACCAAAUAUGCGAUUAAGACAGCUGGGCGUGGCCAAAAAAUUUGGAGUGUUGUCGGACAACUUCAAAGACAAAAGGAUCGUUCUUGUCGACGAUUCCAUUGUGAGAGGCAAUACCAUCUCACCCAUAAUCAAGUUACUCAAGGAAUCUGGGGCAAAAGAGGUGCAUAUCCGGGUAGCUUCACCGCCCAUCAGAUACCCCUGCUACAUGGGAAUAAAUAUUCCUACAAAAGAAGAGCUGAUUGCCAAUAGGCCGGAAUUUGACAACCUUGCAAAAUACAUCGGAGCAAACAGCGUUGUGUAUCUCUCUGUUGAUGGACUGUUAUCAUCCGUUCAAGAAGGGAUCAAAUGUAAGAAGAAAGCGGCAAAGCAAGAAAACGAAAUUCAAGAAAAUGGGAUUGAUGUGAAGUCAUUUCAAAGGAACGGUCAUUGCACCGCAUGCCUCACUGGGAAGUAUCCAGUCGAAUUGGAAUGGUGAAUUGUCCUUGGAUGGGGCGCCAGUGAAAAGUGAAAGCGGAGGGAUUUUGUUAGAUGCAUGGUGUAAAAAGCGAAACAAACCAAAUCCACUGUUACUUCAUGAAACCAUGCAGACGUGGUGGGGUUUUUUUGUUACCUUUGGUCUUUAUAAUUGUGAGUAUCAAGAAUCUUUGGUUUUGUUGUAUGAUGUAGAUAAAUAUAUUUCUUUAUCCAG